AUUGACAUCUCUUUGCCGCUCAUUUAUUACUUUUUUUUAUAACGGUGCUUUCCAUUCAUAAUAUCAAAUUUUCUCAUUAUCUUUUGAUUUUAUAUAAAAUCUAAAAAAUGGCCGAUUUGCCUUAUGCCACAUGUCCAUACAAUAAAACUCAUCGCAUUUUGGUAUUACGUAUGCCACAACACGUACUUAAAUGUCAAAAGAGCUACAUGGGACCACCAUUGAAGACUUGCAAAUACAAUGCGGCACAUCGUGUCCUGGAUAUGGAGAGACAUCUUACCGAAUGCAGGGAAUUUAAAAACUUCAUGGAUGUUGAGAAUUAUUGGCGAUCGUUUGAGUGUCGGAAACCAAAAACCUCAUACGAUGAAUAAAAACAGGAAACAAUUUGAUAGAUUUGCAAUCAUUUUAAUUAUGAUUAAGCUUAAAUUUAAAUAAACCCCAAACGCAUACAUAGUCUUAUAUGUAU
This is a messenger RNA of Drosophila willistoni, 463 nucleotides long. RefSeq names its product gametocyte-specific factor 1. The record is from RefSeq and is a predicted model, not a curated record. Lineage: Eukaryota; Metazoa; Arthropoda; Insecta; Diptera; Drosophilidae. The coding region runs from base 108 to 368 and encodes 86 amino acids. The transcript has a single exon.